GGUGCGACGCAAAACAAUCGGAACUUCUUCAACAGUACUUCAGAGUUUUUCAAAUGGUAAUUUUAUAAAAUUUAUUGCUUUCUUCCUCAUUUCAUUAUAUUUCUAUAAAAGAUGUUUAUCAAACUCUAUCGUCCUUUUCUUCCCAUAGCAACUGGAAAGUGAUUUUACCUUUUAUUGCUGUAAUUCUACUGUUCUCUGUUACCGUUUUCACGAAAAAGGACAUCACUUUUGCUGUCAACAUCUGGGUUUUUCCAAGUAAGCACUGCCUUUAUUUCAUUAAGCACACAUGACGCACUUUUAGUUACUUCAGAGCUAAAUCAAAGCCAAUAACAGCUAAUUCCUCUUUCACCAAUGAUCGUCUAUAUAGGUUUUGCCGUGCUCAUGGCAUCCUAUGUGUGCUCAGUUCUCAGUGUGCAAAACUGGAUUCCUGCUCUCCGACAUCAAGGUAUGCGAAUAACUCAAAACAACUGUUAGAAAUUUCUUUAGUUACUUGAGUGUAGUAUUUUCAACCAUUAGUCUCUCCCCAUUCCCCUUUGUAUGUUUUUUAGUUUAGCCAAUCACGUUCAGAGCGCUUAAAUUUGAGUUAGAAGUUGACGUGAACAUUCACUUUUUUGUGCGUUGAGUUUAGUCAAUUUUUCCUCACGCCUUGCUUUCGUUUGGAUUUUAAGGGUCGCUUAUUUAAACGAGAUCUAACCCAAACCGCGGUUUUCCGCAAGCAGUGGGCCUCGGUGAUUCUCCAUAAGAGGGCUGAUUUAAUUUAAAUAGAUGUCCGUCUACUUUUAGGUUUCGGCCUGUUGACACUGUUCGCAAAAAACUGAUUAUUAGAUAAAAGGUUCGGCUAAAUUGAAGAAGGCUUAGAGCGUGGUUUUGUUAAACGACGGCUAAACUUUGUUUAAAUAACCGGUCCUAAGAAUUUUGGAAGGAUCUAUUUUAAGCCAAACAUUGAUUUCAAUUUAGUACAUUUAUGACACACACGCAAAAACAAUACUUGGUACCUCGAUUUUUCUUCAGAGUUUUGGCAAAAUCAAGGUCCGCCAUUUUAUCCAGUUGUCAAUGCAGCCCCUGCUCCACCCCCACCACCAAGCUACCCUCCCCCUCCUCCACCUAACACCAUAAAAGGACAUAAGGGCCAACGAAUCGACUGUAGAAAACUGUCUUGGGAGCAACUCAGCCCAGACCUCCUCAAGCAAGACACCAUCUGGAAAAAGGUGAAAUUGAAACUGUUACAGCUGUGUACAUAUAGUUUUAUAUCAAAAUGUUUUAAUUCGCUGUUAUACCGUAUAGCUUUGGUAAUGAAAAAAUUGUUGUUGUUCUGGAUCAACACUUGCUGUAUGUUUCUUCAAAAACACUAUUAAUUCCCCAAUAAAAAAAAAAUGAAAAACAUUUCUAAAAGUCACCGACUCCUUAAGGGGAAAGACGGGGUUUCUUUUUCAUUAUAUGAAGAGACUGUUGUCUACGUUUUAGGUUACCCUGAGAGCAAACAAGUGAUUUGUGCUGUCAGGAAUUUAAUCCAGAUCUUACACUGAUCCCCAUAUGUAUUUCAUCUCCUUCGUUUAACUUACUCAGAAUAACGCCUUUCUCUGAUUGAACUUAUUCCUCAUUUAGGUUAAAGAACAUCUGCCUUUGGAAGGUAUUUUUGACUCUGAUGAUAUAAUGAGGGAAUUUUCUGUCACGUCAUUGUCAGGUGUGUAAUCAGGUAUUUUCAAAGCAUGCUGACACAGCAAAUGAUUUUAUACGCGCUGACCAAAACAAAUAUGAAGUUCCUUGCAUACAUUACCAACAUAUGAGAUUAUAAUUACUUCUUGCCGUCAACAACUUUUCCGCACGGAACCAUGGAAUCUAAUAGAAUCUAUUUAUUAAUUAGUGCCAAGUGAAUAUAAACUCUUGUUAGUAAUGCUUAUUUUUCAGUCGUCCUUCUUUCAAGAAAAUAUCAACUGUUGAUAUUCUCUUCCUUCUUGCCAAUAUAAUGACAGAAAGAGCACAACGUUGUUUCUAUAAUGAGCAUGUUAUGUAAUUUUAUUUCAAAGGGAGUUCACUGAAAAAGAUCAAAAGAGAAAAUGCUAUGGACGAUAAGAAGAUUUUCAAUGUCUGUAAGUACUUCAGUUAACAAAAAGAAAAAUAAAAUAGUAUUAAGUAGCAGCGAACUAACUCCAUGUUAAGCAAAAAAAAGGAAAGAAAUGAAUCCUUAUAUUUUGAACUUAAUGUUGUUUAUUGAAUCGCCAUUUAAUGUUCCUUGAGUGCGCAAUUAAUAUCUGUGAUUAACAUGCGUUGUGAAAGAGUUAGCCAAGAUAGAUUUGCAGACAGGACGGAUGGGACAAAUUUGAUCACCACAAAAAAAAUUUUCUAGAACGGCCACUAAGGAAGCUAUUUUUUUCAAAGGGAGGAAGGAAGAUUUCAGAUCGCUUUGACAUUCUCAAGAACGGCCACUAAAAGGGAAAAUUUUCCCAAAAAGGCUUUUAGAGAAAGGAAUAAAUUAAAAAACCAUGGUCUAAUGUCUAUUUCGAACAUAAAUAUCUAAUAAAUGAAUUAGCUAACUGAUAUGGUUGCUGAUUUAUCAUAGCAAUCAUUUUGACGCAUUACAAGCUUAAAGCAGAAGGCGUUAAACAAUGCUUGAUGUCCGGGACCACACAGCUUACAUCUGACGUACUGAGACAGGUGUUGGCAUUUGCACCGGAUGAUCAAGAGGUAACAGCUGUGUAGAGAUAUGCACAUAAAAAAGUGACAAAACAGAGUGAUUAGAUAGGAGUCCGCGCACGUACCCUAGCUGAACAAGAAUGGUUUAACGGAUCACAAAGAAUUGGGUAUAAAUGUUUUAGUCAGCGGCUAAAAUGAGGAAGAAAGUGCAAAACCCCUCUGUUUAGUUUCUUAAAAAUUCAGUUUACUUAGUUUUUCUUAGCUUUAAUUGGUUUGUGUGGGCAUGUUAAGGGCGUUUAUGAUUCAAUAUUUCAUGACAAGUGACUGAUUAUGGAAACUUGAGGCAAUUUUUCUUUUUUGCAAAGAUUCACAUUUACAGAUGAGUCUUUUGCAAAGACUCACAGUUAAAAAUAUUUUUAUUCAUACUAAAACUUGAAUCUUCAUCCAAAUGAAUUUAUAUUAUCCUGUCGAGCUACUUCACAACUACCAUGUUAACGCUUUAUUAGGCCCGAGCUUUACGGAAAAUGGAGAGAGAAAACAAGAUUUCACUUGAGCCAGCUGAGCGAUUUUAUCUUCAGGUAACGGUAUUAUAAGAAAGCAUAUAGUUAGCCAGUUGAAUACGUUAAAACGUGAGAGGUAAAGGCUGUUAGCUAAUAGGGAUUUAUUUAACUUUUUUACGCAUUAAAAGGCAGGGCCGGGAUUCAUUUUCGAUGGUCGCGUUAUAAUAAUCUUCCACUUCUGUAGUGUUUAUUGUUGGUUGAUUAAAGGCAAGUCAAGACAGAAGCAAUUUAUGCUUUAAGGCAAAACACUUACAGUAAUUCAUCCACUUGCCCCGUUGUUGGGAGAGUGGAUGACGCUAUCCGCUGGAUAAAUCUCUAGCCUACGGACAGCGUAGUAUGUUUUGGUAACUCUUAUCCGCUGAUAGCGUUAUGCGACUUGUGAACAACUGGGCCCAGGAGUAUGAAAGUAUAUCAGCAAAAGGUGUCACUCACACUGUUUGAUGGUAAUGUAUCUUAAAUGUCUUUUUGUCAUUCCCAGGUUGCAGCGACUGUGCCUUCCUACAAAGCAAGACUCCGCACUGUUUUACUGAAAGCUCAGUUACAAGAAAGGAUCGCACAAAUCAAACCAGUAAUAAGUUUAUCCUUUGUUUGUUUCAUAUGAUUCAUAACUUCUCUUUCUUUCACUUUGAUAAGGCCUUGCCUUAAAUUGAUUUACGUCACUCCUGAAAGAUUCAAGUCGAAUAUCGACUGAUCAGAAACAGAGACGAAUUUCUCCCGCUUAUGAAAGAUCGCAGUUCGUUCUCUGUAGCAAACUUUUUGAAUCUACGAACAUUCAUGACAAAAAUUCACAUUUGAUUUGUAUUUCAGCAUCUUGAAACAGUCAUUACCGCCUGCCAAGAGCUUAUGGCUUGUGAAAAACUCCCAAAAUUCAUAGAGGUACACUUCUUGAAGUAAAAUGUGCAUAUCUAAGCAAGGUCUUUUGUUGUACAAACAUUUGAUGUCCAAUUACCCACAUCUAUUAUUCAUACUUAUUCUGCCAAUUGUAGAUGGUCUUGACCAUGGGGAACAUCAUGAAUGGUAGCCAAACCUCCGCCUUUAAGAUAACCUUUGUUACAAAGGCAAGUUUGUUUAUUUUGUUCCACUCAUAAUCUAUUUUUACACGCCCUAGUUGACAAAGGAACCGAAAGCCGGCUGACAUCAUACCUCUUAGUACACGCACAACAAACUGUAUUCACAUCGCGUUCAUCCUAGCAACUUAUACAGCAGCUUUAAACAUCAGUAUAUUAAAUUAAACAUUUUUCGAUGGAGUCUCGUAAAACCAAAACCAAAUUAACAACAAAGACCAAUCAGAGGGACGGAAAAUACCAUUAAGAGCCAAUCAGAACUCAAAGGCAAAACAGCAAACCACCUAAGACGCGGGAAAACGUAGGUGAUCAAGUUAUGAUUGUUAAGAAUGUGACGCGAGUUUUUUGACCCAAUCAAAGAGCAAAGGAAAGCGAAAGCAAUGCAAGCCCGGAUCACUUCCGACAAUAAAUGAAAAUUCCCUUCAACUAUUUUUUCCCAGCUGAUGGAUUACAAAUCAUCUUUGAACAAGGCCACUUCUAUGUUGGACUACCUAACGCGAGUUAUCAUCACAAAAUGUCCGCACAUCGCCGCUUUGGGAGAUGAUCUCAGACACGUGGAAAAAGCAUCAAAAGGUGAGGAUAUAAAAUCAUUUUCAACUCACGCUAUAAUUUGACAGAAGAGAUUAUCUGACACUGGUAAGGUUUUUUCGUUGUAACUAGCAUUUCAUUCCCAAUAAGUCGCGUUCAUUGCGUAAAUGGAGCUUGACAGAUUUAAAAACAACAUUGAUGUUCAAUUGGAGAACGAGCUCUACGCCUUAGUUACCGUUCUCUGAAGCUCCACUACAGGUUACAUUCCAGGCGAUAUGAUUCUUUUGUAACCUUGUUUUCCCGACUUUUCAGUUCCAUUUAAUUCUCUUGACAAGGAAAUAUGCGAGCUGUCCGCAGAAGUUGAGGUAAAGCAAUCAGUUUCCAGUUAUCAUUUGAAGUUCUUUGAUUUUAAGGCGUUUGAAGCUGCCUUGUUGGAACUUUCGAAUUCUUGGAUGUUCAUAUAUUUCAAUUCACAGGUCCUUGAAGAAGACGUAGAGAAAAUAAACAACGAUAGUGUAGAGGAAGACUACUUCAGUGCAAGUAUUGGAGUAUCCUUAAAAGCUGAGUAUAAGACUUGGACUGCUGCGCAAUGCAAAUAGUGGAUGAUACGCAUACAAUUUCAGCGGAGAAAGGGGGGGGAGGGUUAAUCCCCUUACUGAAUCUAACGGUGAACCUCACUCAAACUGAGCGCCUUUUCCUGGGCGCAAGUAGACUAUUUUAGGAUUUCCCUGGUAUCUGAGUUACGAUAUAGAAAACAUCUGGAAAAUUACGAUCUAGAUUUAGCAGGGUCUGUGAGUCACUGAAGGGCUACUCCUAAGAAAAUGGAGUUAUGGUCACUCAGUUUUUCGCGAAAACGUUUGUUAUAGUUUUGUAUAAGUAGUAUUUUACCGUCACUGCAAUAAAAUGGUACUAGUUAUUGCAUACCGGAGCAUCUUUAUCGAGCUGGACAUAAGCAGCUGGAAGAUCAGGUUGGGUAGUAUGAUAACCCUUAGCAUAAUUAGGGAUGGCACAAAAUUCCUCAUAAUUUAUUCAUAUUUUUGUAGCGAGAAGUUAUCAUUCAAAGAGAGUGAUUAAUUCUCAUCCUUUAUCGAGUUAGGAAUAAGAACUUGUGAAAAAAGCUUCAAGGUCAAGUCAUACGAAGCUUUUCCUUAACAAACUUUUUAGCUUUUUGCUGUUUCGGCAAAGGAAGACCUUAAGGACGUGUUAUCGCUUCGGAGGAAUGCCAAGCGAAGCUUUAGCCUCCUUGUGCAGUACUUUGGCGAAGAGAGCGAUAAACCGGAGGAAUUUUUUGGAAUCUUCGCAACAUUCCUACGGCAAUUUGAGGUAUUCAUCAAUCGUAAUGAAUAACUGUACUCUUAAACUAGGUAGGACCCUAAGUGAUUGUGAUUGGUUUUGAUCUUCACGAUUUAAAUUGUUUUUUUCCAGGAUGUGUUGAAGACGUAUAGAUGAAGAUGCAACGCUGAGUCACGAAGAAAAUAAAUUUAAAUUCAAAGUAACAAAGUGCCCAUUGAAAGGGCGUUUAGUUUCAGAACUGUCUAUUGUAUGUAAACAAUCAUUAUUACAUGCAUAUCUUCGAAAAAUUUUACAAAAUAAAGCAACUGCUUCUGUGCAGAAAAAUUCAUGGUAAAUGCGUUUUUGGGUAAAUAAUUAAGUUGAAUAAAGCUUGAAUCUUCAAAGAUUUUUUACAAUGCUAUAAAAAGCGAGUCUUUUAUUGCGACAAAAAUAACACAGCGACCACAAUGAGCCACGAAACUCCUUUCCAGCAACGUCCAAAGAACGUAGAGCCACAUGUGAAUUAAAAAAUUGAUCGACGCAUUCCUCCUUUUAAACUACAUAUAAGGAUUUCAAUCCUAGCCGCUUUCAUCAUAGGGGGUAAUAUUUAGCUUUGUAAUUUUUUUUUUCUCUCUCGAUGAAUAUAAACCUGAUCAACACGUUGGAACGUAAAGGAUGAACGAAAAUAUAGCACUUCGGUGCCAAAGUCAUGCAAAAUAAAUUAUGGAGCUUUAUUGUCACGAGCAAAUGCUCGAGGCGAGAUACAAUACAGAGUCACCUCAGCUGCUGAUUAACCAAUUUCCCGCCAAUAUAUUCAAAACUGUGAUUCGUCAGCUCAAAAAUGUAUCAAAGGAGAACCAAUCAGAGAGCUUUUUAGAGAGGUCAGGAAGUUAGAAUCUAGAGCAACAAGCAAUGGCAAGCUUGCGACUUCUACGUGCGAUAGGUGAGAUAGUUUUGAUGUAUAAUUCGCACGUGCAUUGUGGCCGUAUAUAACUUGGAUAGCAAUUCUGUUCCACUACCAAGAAGUUCUAGAUCCCGCGUCACAGCAAUUUUGUACGACUAUUUCACCAAUAAGCUUGGCGAGACUGUAAAGAAAUGGCGCGCACUAAACAGACCGCUCGUAAAUCAACCGGAGGAAAGGCUCCACGAAAGCAACUCGCAACAAAGGCAGCAAGGAAAAGUGCUCCAGCCACUGGCGGUGUUAAGAAACCUCAUCGUUACAGGCCAGGAACAGUCGCACUCCGAGAAAUUCGCCGCUACCAGAAGUCCACAGAACUUCUCAUCCGCAAACUCCCCUUCCAAAGAUUGAUCCGUGAGAUAGCACAGGAUUUCAAGACCGACUUGCGUUUUCAGAGUUCUGCCGUGUUGGCGUUACAAGAAGCGGCAGAAGCUUACUUGGUAGGAUUGUUUGAGGACACUAACCUUUGCGCAAUUCACGCCAAACGAGUCACCAUUAUGCCCAAAGACAUUCAGCUUGCGAGACGUAUUCGUGGAGAACGCGCUUAA
Pocillopora meandrina is the source of this 7564-nucleotide messenger RNA. Lineage: Eukaryota; Metazoa; Cnidaria; Anthozoa; Scleractinia; Pocilloporidae. The record is from the annotation of a GenBank genome assembly.